Molecule: messenger RNA, 3320 nt
Organism: Brassica napus (rape)
Lineage: Eukaryota; Viridiplantae; Streptophyta; Magnoliopsida; Brassicales; Brassicaceae
Exons: 3
Coding region: 848-1501 (217 amino acids)
Source: RefSeq, a predicted model, not a curated record
GGUGGUUCACGGUGGUUGAUGUAUUGAUGACAAUGUCAAUCUUGUAAAUACUUGAAGAUGAUGAAGUUGAGAUAGUAAAAGGUAAUUUUCGAAAGAAAAAAACUAAUGGUAUUUUCGUGAAUAAUAUAAACUUGUGGGGUGAAUAUGGAAAAAAAAUUUCAAAAAAAACAUGGUUUAGGUUUAGGUUUGACUUUCAGUUUUGAGUAAAUUUUGCAAAAAAAUCCUUCAAAUUUUAAUGAAGAUAUUAUAUCUAAUAUUACAUACGUUUUAGAAAUUUUGUAGGUCUUCCGUAUACUUUGAUUUUGUGGGUCGUCAAAGAUUUUAAAUUUAACGAUUUUAGUUUUUUUUAAUGGUAUAUUAAUUUAUUUCUUAUUUCGUGGCAAUUACUUAAUUCUAGUUUCCAAAAAUUCAAUAACUUCGACGUAUGCAUACAAUUAUCAAAUAAGAAAAUUGUCUUCUUAUUUUUUUUGAAAAUUGUCUUUCUCUUGAUACAAAAAUGUAUUUUGACGAUUAUAUAUUAGUAGUAUCUACGUUUCAAACAAGUAAUAAAUUAAUAAUACAAAAAAUAUAUAGUUGUGCAUAAUAAAAGUAAGCUCGAUUAAAAUAACUACUUUUAAAAUUCUAUCGUAAACUAGUUUCAAAAAGAAAAAAAAAAAAUCUAUCGUAAUAGUCAAAGGUUUUGUCCAUGUAUAUUGGAAUUAAAAAGAAUGGACUCCUUUUCCACGUUUCAACAAUGUACCCCAUGAGCACGUCAUCCAAGCCCCAUCAUUUAAAACCCCUACGAGAACACCCGCACCGCCUAAUAUAAUUUAUCCAUUUCUUUGUUCUUGUCAGAAAAUCAUUACCGAUGGGUAACAGUUUAGGCGGCAAGAAAACGACCAAAGUCAUGAAAAUAGAUGGCGAGACUUUGAAACUGAAAACUCCAGUGACGGCGGAGGAGGUCCUCAAAGACUUUCCCGGCCACGUUUUGUUAGAGUCCGAAUCCGUCAAGCACUACGGUGCUAGAGCCAAACCACUUGAUGCGAAGCAGAGGUUGGUGGCGAAGCGGCUGUAUUUCGUGGUGGAACCGGUGAAGGAGUGUCCACCGAGAAGGGUAAGGUCGGGGAUUCAAAUGAGUGCAAAGGAGAGGCUUGAGAACCUCAUGCUUGCUCGGAGAUCUUCUUCGGAUCUCUCCUUACUCAAACCCGCAGGAAGAUGGACGACGAAGGAGGAGGAGGAGAAAGAUGGAGGAGCCAUGAGAGUGAAGCUGAGGAUUCCCAAGGCGGAGCUGGAAAGACUCGUUAAGGAAGGAGCUACGGAGGCGGAAGCCACCCAGAAGAUCGCCGCUCUCUUUAUGGCCAAACAGAAGAACGACAAAGCACGUCAGAACAAGCUCCAACGUGGCGAUGUAGGAGAGGAGCCCGCCAUUGCCACAGCCGCCACUACAAGAGUAGUCAAGUCUUGUCUGAAACGAGUGAGUUUCAUGGCGGAAAGAGGAGUAAAUGAGAUCACCGUUGCUUGAGGCUGAACCAGUAAACACAAAUAUGUAUAUUUACAGACUGCUUCCCAUAGUUUCUGCUUUUAUUUGUACAUAAAAAGCAGAGAUAGAGAGCUAGUGAAAUUAAUAAUUCAUCCAUGUUCCCACUCUGUAGCUAGACUCAAGAAGAAUGUCAUCUUUCUUUCUUUCUCUCUUUCACACAUACGUCUGUCUCGACAAUCCCAUUGAUCAGCGCAUCUCUAAGCAUUGUGACAUCAACGUCUCCAUCUCUAAUGGACAAUGGUACAACCAUAUAUUCUUCUUGUCAACCUAGUUUUGAAUCCACCAAAAUACUCUCAACACUUCCUCAAGUGAUCAUAACUUGUUUCCCUUCAAAACUUGCGGUGGCUAAGGAUGUGAAAGUUUUAAGACUUUUUUUUUGUUACUGAGUGAAAGUUUUAAAAGUUACCUCCACAUCGAUUUAGAGAUUCUUUUUCUUAACAUGUUCAUCCCCAGAAUUUCGCGAGAAAACACAAUUUGUUGCCGUCGACAAAAACAACUCUUUAUGGCAUAAAAUAUUAGUCUGGUUGUAUGUUGUGUGUGUGUGUGUAAAACUGUUAAGUAAAAAAAAAAAAUUGUUCUACCUAGGCUGCAAAAUGAAGAAGACACAAAACAAAGUUCAAAUCAUUGGAAGAAGCAGCAUCUCUACUUCGUUUCAUUUAAAAAUUUCAAUAAUAUCAAACAGCAUUCAAAUCAAACCAUCUUUUCUUCCCAUUGCUUCCAUCAUUUAUAUAAUUUCCAUUUUUAACUCAAUAUAUUUACUAAAUAAAUUAACGUUUCCUCUAAGUCUAUAACUAAUUAACCAUCAAUUAGAGUCAAUCCCAGUACCAUAUAUAAAUGACCCACAAGACCGAGGUUUUACAUCAGGAUGAGGAUCAUGUGGAAGUUCACACUAGUCUUUAAGCAUUGUGACAUCAACGUCUCCAUCUCUAAUGGUACAACCAUAUUCUUCUUGUCAACUUAGUCUUGAAUCCACCAAAUUAAAAUACUCUCAACACUUCCUCAAGUGAUCAGAACUUGUUUCCCCUCAAAACUUGCGGUGGCUAAGGAUGUGAAAGUUUUGAGACUUACCUCCACAUCCAUUUAGAGAUUCUUUUUCUUAACAUGUUCAUCCACAGAAUUACUUGAGAAACACAAUUUGUUGCCGUCGACAAAACAACUAUUUAUGGCAUAAAAUACUAGUAUGGUUGUAUGUUGUGUGUGUGUGUAAACUGUUAAGUAAAAUACUAGUAUGGUUGAAAGUGAAAGAUUUCUAUGAACUGAAACACGUUCCAUCUGCUCAUGCCUAAUAUCAUAAUUCAAGCUCUGUCUAAUUCCAUUUGGCCCCUCGUCUAUCUUCUCUCCAUAAUUUCUGAAAUGUAACUUAACAUAUAUGUUGCAUCGAAUUUGAAUGUGGCGGUUAGUGUUUUCUGAGGGAUGGCUCAAAUGAAAUACUCUGAUUUGGUGCAAAAUCGAUUCCACAUCAAAAUACAUUUUGGUUUUUGGUGAGACAUCAAAAGUAUACCUAUUAUGAGCUUCUCAAAUGUGAUUCAAAUUUAAUGCAAUAAGCUAUCUCUUUCAAAAGUAAGCAACUCUACAGAGUGUGAGAAUCAGUAGCAUCCAUUUUAUCAUCCGACCAAAUGAUACUACAAGAUGAUCUGUAUUAGGUCUCCUAUUACAAAAAAAAAAAAAAAAAUGAGUUGACAAUACCAACAAGAAGAGCUAAGUGGUCUUCUUGUCCAUGUUUGUGAUGAGAUUCUUCAUCUGAAACCUCCAGAAACAAAAGUAAGCGAAACCAAGUCCGAUCAAAACAUAAACCCAAAUC